Molecule: messenger RNA, 1215 nt
Organism: Erigeron canadensis
Lineage: Eukaryota; Viridiplantae; Streptophyta; Magnoliopsida; Asterales; Asteraceae
Product: thermospermine synthase ACAULIS5
Exons: 10
Coding region: 86-1105 (339 amino acids)
Biological process (GO): polyamine biosynthetic process
Molecular function (GO): thermospermine synthase activity
Source: RefSeq, a predicted model, not a curated record
CCAAAAUUACAUCUUCUUGAAAUCUUUCCUACUAUACCUCUUCCACUUAACACUCAAAACUCUCUCAAAUUCCAAUUAGCAUAUCAUGGGUGAAGCCGUUCUGUUCCUUCCAUCAAAUGAUCAUCACCACAAACCUAAAGACAAUGGACAAGAGAACAAUAACGUCGACGUAAAUGAUGGCUCAUGGUUCGAAGAAGUGAUCGACGAUGAUCUCAAAUGGUCUUUUGCUUUAAACAGUGUGCUGCAUAAAGGGAUGAGCCAGUAUCAAGACAUAGUUCUUUUGGAUACAAAGCGCUUUGGAAAGGCGUUGGUAAUUGAUGGGAAGAUGCAGAGCGCGGAAAGUGACGAGUUUAUUUACCAUGAAUGCUUAAUCCAUCCCCCUCUUUUAUGUCACCCCAACCCAAAAACAGUGUUCAUAAUGGGAGGUGGUGAAGGGUCUACUGCCAGAGAAGCACUCAAACACAAGUCCAUUGAAAAUGUUGUCAUGUGUGAUAUUGACCAGGAGGUAGUUGCCUUCUGUCGUGAACAUCUCACAGCAAAUAAAGAAGCUUUUUGUAACAAGAAGCUUGACCUUGUCAUCAAUGAUGCCAAGAUUGAACUACAAGAGAGGAAAGAGAAAUUUGACAUAAUAGUUGGAGACUUGGCUGAUCCAGUUGAAGGGGGGCCUUGCUAUAAACUCUACACAAAGUCCUUUUAUCAGCAAAUCCUUAAACCUAAGCUUAAUACUGAUGGAAUCUUUGUGACUCAGGCUGGACCUGCAGGAGUGUUCACUCAUCAAGAAGUGUUUUCAUCUAUUUACAACACUAUCAAGCAAGUAUUCAAAUACGUAGUUGCAUACACGGCUCAUGUGCCUUCUUUUGCUGAUGAAUGGGGAUGGGUUAUGGCAUCCGACACGCCAUUUUGUAUCAACCAAGACAACAUGGACAAGAAAAUACGAGAAACAAUCAAAGGAGAGUUGCUGUAUUUAGAUGGCACUUCAUUAUGCGCCUUAAUGGUUCUCAACAAGAUGGUUUCUUCCUCGUUGAAAAAUGAAACUCAUGUGUAUACUGAGGACAAUGCGAGAUUCAUUCAUGGCCAAGGAGUUGGGAAGAAAUGUAAUCUAUAGAAAUGUUUUUUUUCUUUUAUUUGUUCUUAUCUUGGUCUGCUUUCAAAAACAAAUUAAGAUGCAAAACACUUGAAAGUAAUGGAAUUUGAGCGAGUUUCUAGUUGUUCACA